Trichoderma asperellum CBS 433.97 is the source of this 1647-nucleotide messenger RNA. RefSeq lists its product as uncharacterized. NCBI's taxonomy places the organism in Eukaryota, Fungi, Ascomycota, Sordariomycetes, Hypocreales, Hypocreaceae. The record is from RefSeq and is a predicted model, not a curated record.
AUGAUAGGCUCAAGAUCGCCCUGGAGGCUUCGGCUCACAAGCUCGUCUCAUCGCUUUGUGGCGCACAACCAGAGGCGUUCCAAGGCUUUCGUGCGGAGAAUCGACAAGAACAACGAGGUCUAUUACACAAUAUCCAACAAGCGGCCACCAAAGUCUCCAGACUCAAUUUCUGUUCGAGAUGAUUUCUUUGAGAUGCCAGAUCUACUCCUGGAUCUCGAUGCCGAGGACAGCCGGUUUGUUCGUCCGGUAGACGAAGCUGAUGAUCUACGUUUGGAGAGGAAGUGGGACGUUAAUCCAAAACGACUUGCCGUUCAGGACCAGUUGAAAGAGCUGCAAGCGCAAAUUUCAGAGUCACGGCGCAAGGCUGAUGAUAUCUUGUCGAACCCAACUAAUAUCUGGAGGCUCAGUCCACACGACAUUCUAUCAGCAGCUCUUCGCGGCACACCUACCGUCGUCGACGAGAUUCAUCCACCUGUGAUGACUCCGGAAGCCUCCCGUGAUUCCAGGGAACUCGCCUUGGGACAGGAUUCUAGACUAAUUGAGACCCUCUGUCGAGAAAACGGAAUCCCCUCGCAUGCACUACAAGAUAACCGGGUCCUUCUGGAGUGGAUGUGGCUACGAUAUAAAAACCUCAGGCGCUCCAUGGAGAACCGAAGCGAAGAGCCAUUAUCGCCAGCUCAGCUAUCAGAUGCUCUGAAAGACCAGACAUCUAUCGUUGGUAUUCGUCGGCUUGUGAUUCAUUCUCUAAAAUCAGUUGAGGUAGCCAAGACAUAUUUUCCGAGACAAAGGGGGACAGACAAUGGGCCGGAUGUCUCUCAUGAAAUACGCAACGCCUGUUUAAGGGUCCUGAGUCAGCAUCCAGAGAAGGGGGCUGCACAUCUGGAAAUUCUGGCUUUCGUCGGAAAUCUAACCGCAAGACUAUCAGGCAAUAAUAGGUCUCCGUUAACUGGACUGGCUUUACGGCUAUCAGCCGAAGCAGGAGUUGUGGGAGCGAUAUCUGAAUGGCUACGUCGUGGAUUUGCUGAUAAUACGUGGGAGCGAUAUCAUGCGUCAUCGACGGAUGUGGCAGAAACACUCAAGACGCUCAUUCAGCAACUGAGCAGUGGUCUAUACGCCAUUCAUGACCGACAGUUACUAUUUCAGUUGCUAACUGGGAUUGAACAUGACUCCCUCUUGAAUGAGUCUUUCCGUUCUCUUCCUUUAUACUAUCUUGGAGAGCAGAGCAAAGUCUCCACAGACGAAGCAUACGACAUGUAUGCUUCGUACAUCAUGCUUCUGGGUCACUUAGGAGCUGUAAGAACUCUGUGGAAGGAAUGGUAUGCUUCGAAGCCCGUCGUGACGCGUUUCUUAAAACCAGAUGACAACGCUCAAAGACUUGAAGCUUUGUAUGAGGCAUCGUUACGCAGCGCUCUUCAUGUGGCGGCGCCCAUGGACACACAGGGCUUUCCCGACAUGGAGUUGAAUGAAUGUGUGGCGCUGGAUUAUCACUCAAUAGGAGCACAGGAUACCGCUUCAUGGUUUGCCAGCGGUGCAGAAACAGUCAUGCCGAAUGAGUCUCUGGAACUGCCGCCUUUCAAUCUACCUCUUGAUGAGUGGGCUACGAGAAUCUACCACAUUCUUCGCCAAAAUCCUUUGUCAGCUCAGUGA